AGGGUAACUUCACUUGGUGUCGCCGGAUGAUGACGUACUUGUAGGACUUUGAACGCCAUGGCAGCUCAUGCUAGCGAGCUUGAGAUUGCAAAGAAAAAUUUAACUGAUGCAAUUGGCGAUAAUGUCAAACAUUACUGGGCAAACCUGAAGCUAUGGUUCAAACAAAAGAUCAGCAAGGAGGAGUUUGACAUUGAGGCACGUCGUCUGUUGGCACAGGAGAAUGUCCAUGUUCACAAUGAUUUUCUCCUGGCCAUUCUCACACGCUGCCAGAUCAUUGUCUCCACACCAGAUGGCGCAGGGCCAUUACAGUGGCAAAGUGGCUCUGCUUCAAAGCCUGGCAAACCAAAAGGGAAGAAGAAAUGUUCUUCUAGACAGAAAUUUGAUCAUCGUUUCCAGCCACAGAACCCUCUGAGUGCCGCCCAGCCUUUCAGCCCUCGGGAGGUGGGAGGUGAGGAGGAGGAGCUGCGUCUCAGUGCCCACACUCUGAUGUUGCCCACGCGGGGCCAGCUGGAGGCCCGCAUGAUGGUGACGGCAUUUGAGCUGGGACUGGAUAACAUCACAGAAGAUGCUGUCGGCAGCAUGAUCUAUGCUGUUGAGCACCACUUGAAAGACGUCCUGACUGCUGUCAUCACCCGGAGGAAGGCGUACAGGUUACGAGAUGGCCGCUUCCUCUAUGCCUUUGGCAGUGAUGUCACGCUGCAGCCUUAUCUGAAAAACAGCCUGGCUGCUUACCAUAGUGUUACUGAAUGUCCCCCUCCAAGUGCUUCUCUCCCUGCAGGCCCACCACCUCAGGUGUCACCUGAUGAGGCCGAGCAACGAGCUGUUCACCUAUUGGCUUGUUCUGCUGACAGUCUCCCCGCACCCCUCCCUCCGAUCAGCAUGUUUGAUCUCCUGGAGGCUUUACAGGUUCACCACAGUGUGAUGCCCUCCCACACUAUGUAUGCCCUGAACAUGGAGCGCAUCCUGUCACGGCUCUGGCACCCCAGCCACGAAGAACUAGAGCAGGACCACGUACACCGGCAGCGCCUCACUGCGAAAGAGCGCAUGCUCGUCAGCUGAGAACCACUGAUGCAGGACUGUAUGUGAACUGCGGCUAUCAUCAGGAACCAAACAAAUGAUUCCCCACAGGGAAAUGGACGGGGAACAGUGUGUCUGAAUACCUUUUUUUUUUUUUUUUUUUUUUUUAAUAUAAUACCUGUUAAAUCCCAUCCCCGUUGCACAAAGAGAUAAAGCAUACGUGGAGCGAGAUGAAACAAAACAGUUGGACAGUGGACACAGAGUGGGUAGUCAACUCCAGCCAAUAGCUGGCUAAUUAUUUUUGUCUGUUCCACAGGCCAUUGUGGCAGUCGACCAACCAUCGUUUGGAACUUCUGUUGUAUAGUGAGAAAAUAAUUUGGUGAUAAUUUAAUUUUGGAAUAUACCAGCAGCUAUGAGCGCUGGACAGGAAAAUAAGGUUCUUAUCAGGCCAGGUUGUACAGUGUUAAUGUUUCAAUGUCCGAUUUGCACCACAGAACAGUCAAUAUUUAACCAUGUAGCAUUGUGAACAUGACCAGCUAGCAAAGAUUAAAAAAAAUAAAAUAAUUUAUGCAAACACCUGUGUACAUUACACACAGGUGUUUUUACUUAGUCUGGCUGAUUAGACAUCGUCUCAGGUUGAAGUUGAAGGCAUCGCCAUGAUAAGAAUUACGUGAGGUGAGGUCAUCGAUUCUAACUCGACGCACAACUAAAAAUGAGGAAGAUGGAAAUUGUCCCGCCUUAACAGAAAUGUCAAUCAAGUGCUGCCAGCACAAGAUCUGAGAGAGAGAGGUCUGAUCAAGCAAUAAGUGGAAACACCUGUGUGGUUUUACUGUGGCUGCGUAGGGUCCUUACAAUGUAUCUGGCAGCUGCCCCCUACGUAUGUCAUCACGCCCCUCAUGAACAUACCUUGACAUUUUCUCCAAAGUAUUCCUAAAACAUUUACUGGUGUUUGGUUUAAAGGCUGGCGAGCAUCCAUCAGUGUUGGUGGUCCACAAUGUGUGUACAGAUUAAGCUAAUCUUUUUUUUUUUUUUUUUUUUUUAUGUCUCAGUGCACUUCAAUAUCUGUUCAUCAUGUUUGUGUGCAGCAUCUAGUUCAGGUUGAAAAGUGUAAAUUUUGACUUUUUUUUUUUUUUUUCUACACAAACUUUGUUUUGUAAUUUCUAUUACAGAAAGUAGUUCAGAAAAUAAAUAAAAAUGCAUUUUUCUGUA
This is a messenger RNA of Sander lucioperca (pikeperch), 2226 nucleotides long. It is a transcript of the gene tada1, whose product is annotated as transcriptional adaptor 1. Bases 58 to 1059 code for a protein of 333 amino acids. Lineage: Eukaryota; Metazoa; Chordata; Actinopteri; Perciformes; Percidae. Gene Ontology annotation, cellular component: SAGA complex. Gene Ontology annotation, biological process: regulation of transcription by RNA polymerase II. The record is from RefSeq and is a predicted model, not a curated record. Gene Ontology annotation, molecular function: transcription coactivator activity. The transcript is spliced from 8 exons.